UCUAGAUAAAAUAAGUACCCAGGAGGGUGAUCUGUUAUCUAGAUGCUUAGUUGGGUAUUGCAGUGAGAAGCCCAAGGAGAGGACAACUUUAGCAGACAUAAGAAGAUGGUCAUCAACUAGUUGGAAGAAAGCCUUUGGAAUCAACAUUUACGAACUGAAUGAUGAGAAGUUUUUGUUUGAGUUCCCAAACAGAAACAUGGCAGAACAAACCAUUAAUGAGCAGUGGCGUUGGAAGUCUUGUAAUUUUAAUCUGGAAUGGUGGAAACCAACAACAGGUUGUACUCCUAAAUAUGCACUUGUUAAAGAAACAUGGAUUAGGGUUGUGGGGAUCCCCCUACAUCUUUGGUCAAAGAAGGUUUUCCAAGAGAUAGGAGAAAUCUGUGGAGGCUGGUUGGCUACAGAAGAGGAAACAGAGCUAAAAAAUCAUAUGAAGUGGGCUAGGAUCCUGGUAGCUAACGAUGGUAGCAGUAUCCCAAGAGAGGUGGAGGUCUCGCGCAAAGGCACUAAAUUCCACCUUCCAAUCUGGCCGGAAUACUUGCCAAGAUUUGAAUCAUCGCCGGAAAAUGAUAAGGGGGAAGAUGAAACCUAUUAUCCAGUUCAGAAGUCUACCCAAAGGAUUUUAGAGGAGGUCGUAGGUGAUGAUGCAAGGAGAUCCCAUCAAACUAGGGAUUUGCUACUCUCUCAGCACGUGACAACGUCAGAGAAAGUUAAAUCUAAAGCAUGUGAGGGGCACGUGAGUUUUUUAAAUGAGACUCUGGAGGUGGAUCACCAAGUUGGGCCUAAUUCCAAGUUACAGAUUGAAGGCCCAGAUGUGGCAGGCCUGGUAAUUGCUAAUAAUUUUCAAGAGGACAUAACGGUAGUCCAGAGCACCUUUGACUUUAUCGAAGACAUAACAGCUCAAGUGGCCAUGAACGACAAUUCUCAGUUACCCGAGAAGAGAAGUUCGCACGCGACGGUAGCGGAGAAAUCAAUUGAGUUAAUGGGGGGAAAAGGAGUCGCAGAUAGUGGGAGAAGAGGCUGAUAGUCAACUGGAAAGGAAUUUUGAUGUGGGUGGGGAUGAUCGAAUCAACAUUGGGGUUACUACUCGAAAUUCUGAAACAGAGUUAGUCAACUGGGAGGUUGAUGAUGUAGAGCCUCUAAUGGUGCAGCAACAACUCAUAACUCGGGGCAAGGAAAAAGAAGCAUCUAAUUGGGUGCAGCAAAAUCUCAUUAAAUUGGGGAAAAUUUUUGGGAUUGAUUUCCAAGGUCAUGAAGAGGAAGCCACAGAACUUCUGAUGCAAAUAGACAGUUGCAGACAAGCAAGAAAACUGGAAUCGUGCAGUGAAAUUAAAAAAACUAAGACUAAAAAGGUGUACAAGAAUUAAAAAACUUGGUAUGUUUUGAUGUCAAAUUUAAAAGUACAGGGAACAGAGGAAAGGGGAGGAGUGCAAGUGCUAGUACUUGAUGAAUUUUAAACUAGUAUCUUGGAAUGUUAGGGGACUUAAUAAUUUAGAGAAGAGGAGGCUAGUAAAUAGCAUGAUAUGGGGGUGGAAGGCAGACAUCAUAUACCUUCAAGAAACAAAACUGGAAGGCAAUGUCGUAGAUUAACCAAGCAGGUCUGGGGAGGAAGGUGGAUCAGACAAGCAUAUCUGGAAUCCAGUGGGACA
Molecule: messenger RNA, 1646 nt
Organism: Solanum tuberosum (potato)
Lineage: Eukaryota; Viridiplantae; Streptophyta; Magnoliopsida; Solanales; Solanaceae
Exons: 2
Coding region: 197-1021 (274 amino acids)
Source: RefSeq, a predicted model, not a curated record